CAGUGGAAGAGAAAAAAAGGGGUGUUUUAAGGGGUAGCAGUAAGUUCCAUAAAUUGUGGUCCAGCUCUCCCUUAAGUGGGUUCUAACACGUACGGUGUUUCCCAAUUAGCUAAGUAUUUUGGAUCCCCUGUUUUUCGAAAGCCAAGUCACAGAACCCCUCCUUUUGUAAUUGAUAACCCCACGGUAGUUUUUGUUAUAUGAAUGGUGCCACGGACCCCCUGGGUGGGUUACACGGAUUCCCUGGGGUCUGCGGACUAGCAACUGGGAAGAACCACUGCCUAGCAGAAAUCUGGAAGUUUGUGUUCGACAUAAAUAAGUCUGUGCUUUUGUCAUUUGUGCAUGUCGAGGAUCAUAUUUCUUGCAGCUGGUGUUUACAAUCUCACCAGUGUUACAUAAUCCCUGAAGGCGUAUAGGGUUAGAAUCUCAGAAAUUAAGCAUUUUUCCCGCCAGUACAUGAUUGCAUAGAGUCAUCAUACAGCAAGACCUUGAGGGGUACUUCAGGAAUGGCUUGACCCUCUACAUAUUUUCUCCUUUCAGUAUCCUCUUGUCACAUUUUUAGUUGAUUUUUCACCAGAGGACAUGGAGCUUUCUGCCAGCGAACUCAGCAUUUAUGAUAAACUCUCGGAGACCAUUGACUUAGUGAGGCAGACUGGUUAUCAGUGUGGUAUGUCUGAAAAGGCCAUUGAGAAAUUCAUCAGGCAACUCUUGGAAAAAAAUGAGCCCCAAAGGGGACCCCCACGCUACCCUCUUUUGAUGGUACUCUAUAAGGGCCUGGUUAUGCUGGGGUUAGUUUUACUAACUGCGUACUUUAUGAUCCAGCCGCAUACGCUUUCGCCACCUGAAACGACGCUCUCCAGAACCCAUGCAUGGGGCUCCCUCAUUAGUCAUAUCCGACUGCUGCCUUUACCAAUUACCAAGAAGUAUAUGCUGGAGAAGUGUCAAGACUGGUGGGGCUUGGAUUGUAGACAGAAUGUGUCUCAGACUGCCAACUGCUCCUGCUCUGUGAAGAACCAUGUGGCUGCUGCUGACCUAGGGCAGCUAUCAGAAAAACUACUGCAAACUCAGCCUCUCUUCAUCAAGACAGGACAGUAUCGGUCUUAUGCUGAAAUGAAGCAUUUUCAGUCUCUGUACCCUGGAUUGACAGAUUUCAUCAUACUGGAGGAAUCAGCUGAGAGAUGGACCAGUCAUCCAGGGCAAGGAGUUCACAUUUUCUGGCAAAAUCCUCUGAAUAAAACUCGGAUUCUGCAGGAGAUUUUCCCCAUCUUCUCUUCACUGCUGCUUCCAAAGACUAUUUCUCUGAAAAGCUGUUUUCUCAUCCACAACUCAAGACUUCAGGAUAAGACAUACAGACUGCAGAGCACCUUUGUGGUUGGAAGUGGUCAGCUUACCUUGAAUGUUAUCCCUUCUCCGUUGUGCAGAGAACAUUGCAAAACAGUGAUAGUGGAGCUGGAAGCCGGGGAUAUUGGCUUUGCAAAUGUGGAUUAUUGGACAACAGGCUUUAACUCCAGGGGAUCAGAACCUACUGUUGUUUGUGAUGGAUCUGCCAGUUAAAAACUGUCGAGAGGUGCCUUUUGCUGAGUAAGAGCACUCGGGAUCCAAGGCGAAGGAAAUGGAACACAAAAGAUUUAAGGAUGGUUAGCCACCAUUUCCAAGGAUGUAUCUUUACCCCAUUGUGUGCACCUGCAGUGAAGGAAGGAAUACACUUUAGAAGGGCAUCUUCUCUUGAGCUUCAAUAUAACUUUGGCCUUUCCUUCAAACAUCUUGGUAGGAGUUGGAGGUGCCCCCCCUUCCUUGUGUGUAGAUUUCUCCUUGAAAGCAGAUGUGUUCUGGUGUGGGGUGAGGGUGGAAUUGCUCUUUUGACACACUGUACAAGUGUGCAAUGCACUCUACAAGUUUCUUUUUCCAACUCUUCCCUAGUGUUGAGAUACGCAUUCUUGCUGCUUUCUUGGCCUGGGUCAGUUUAGUGCCAGAUCCAAGAUUUUUUUCAAAAUGACUAAUAGUUGCAUCAAGCAGCCAAAUUUGCUAGAGGGUUUCUUCUUUUUUUUUUUAACAUUUCAGAACAUGCCAAGCACUACUCUUCUGAAAACUAGGUCUUUUUGAGCUGUAUAGGUUGGACUACUUUGGUCUCUCAUUUAAUCACUGCCUAGGAAAUUAAAACUUUUUGUGCGUAUUUUGCUUGAACACUGUCCAGCUCUUGUUUCAAAGAUGCUGAUGGGUGGAUGCUUUUGCGGGCAAGAUUGGAACAAACAGAUUCUUAAGGCUUGUGCCAUGAAUAAUCUUGCCCUCUUCUUUCCCCCUAUGUUUUGUUAGUGUUUUCUCAUGUCUUAAUCCAUGGUUUUGAAUACAUGUUGAUUAUUCUUGAGCUCCUUCCAAGCUUUGUGCGUUUCCUCUUGCUGCUCAUGGGCUCAUCUGUGCCUUUAGAGAGGAUCAGUUUCAAGCAUGUGCUGUCUACAUUUGUAGUAGUGCUUCCCAGGAGUGAAUCUUUUAGGUUCCUGCUGCGUUAAGACAAUUUGCAGAUGUGUGAGGUUGAAGUCGGAUCCCAGUAAUGAGGGCUGGGGCAUACAAUUUAGCAUGUUUUAUGUGCUAUUGGGGAUUAUUUUGUUUCAACCAAGUUAACAAUGCAACUUUCCACGUGAAAAGUAAAAAAAAAAAAGUUAAUUUGUAAAUAUAGGUCAAUUUUAAGGAAGAGAGUCAAGCAAUCUCUCUAUCUUUGCUAGAAGAUAAAGUGGGAUAUAUUAAUUUUAUGAUAAUAGCAAUUAAGGGCCCCUAACCGGGUCCCAUUCUACUUGAUUUUCUGCAAAUAUGCAGAUUGCAUCUUCCCCACCUUUUUUCUGUAUAUAUUCUAUUUUGGAAACAUGCAUAAACUGAUUUGCAGUCUUAAGUGGGAGAUGCAUAUGACAGUGAACUUAGCUGUAUGUGUGUUUAAAAGAUCAGUAUAUAAAUAAGAGGCAGCACUAUAGAGACUUGGGUUUUUGGAGGGUUGGCAUUUAAUCUGCCUCAUUCUUUAGUGUUUCACUUAACCAGAUGGUGAACCUUCCUCCCACCUCCCUUUUCUGCGUAGAGGAAAUUCUCACACUUUUUAUUAACCUACUUGAAGUCCAUAAAGAAAAACAACAACUCUACAUUAGAGCCCCAGAAUCAUUUUAAGCAGGUUUUUGAUAAUAGCAAGUUGAGUAGGAAAACCGUACUUUGUUUAAUUCUAAUGAAAAAGCAGAGGGAUUUAAUUGAGCAAUUACAGAACAACAUGUUCAUAUAAGUUGAAAAGGACCACAUUCACAUAAGUUAAUAGAAGUUUCGCGACAUCAUCGUUUUACUCUCCUGGCACCUCUGCUGCUGGGAUUUACACACUGAAGCUAGCAGGUAUCGAAAUUCUUAUGUACCAGCUUUUAACCAAGGGUUAUUGUAGAUUUACACAGAGUACAGUUUGCCCUGAACUGUGGUGUGUUGGCAUCCCCCCCCCCUUUCAAGUAAUUCAAAUAGCAACAAAUCCAAAGUAGAAUUUUACAUGAUGGAAGAUACAGAGAUUGAUCAACACUUACAUGAACAAAGCUUUGAUAGUGAAAUGCCUGUAUUUUAGGGAAUUGUGUUAGUGAUGCUAACUGCUUAAUAGUUGGCAGAGGGUGGGGAAGAAUCAGUGUUUCAGUCAACUCGGGGUCUCUAGAGAGGAAUAGUUUUAAAGGCCAGUUUAUACAUACAUGUGCUGCACAAGUGUUCCCAUAAAAAUGCUUUCUCUUUCCCAACCUCAAAUGCCAGUCAGGAAAGAGUCUCUUGGCCGAAGAUAAUGAAUUUGUCCUGCAUACGGACUGGCUUUCCACGUGCUCUUGGUCUUUGCAUAGGUUUCCAGAUCUUUGUCUAGGAGGUGCUAUGCACAUGUCCAAGCCUCAUUCCCUCUGGAGUUUACAUCAUUUGUUUUCAAACUUCCAGUACAUUUUCUCCUUCUCUUUCACAAGCUGCAAGGAAUUAAAACAAGUAAUUGCCCAACAAGAAUCAGAGCUCCAAGUUCUCUGAUUUUCAACUGAUUAAGAGCAUUCAAUUAGAUCAGAGUUUCUCUUGUCUGGUUUUUGGAGUGCAAGCUACCAUUCUGAAGCGUUUUUAAGCACCUGUUACCAUCCUUUUCGGCAAUGGCUAAAGAAGUUGUGUUGGCACCUUUUUGCAUUUAUGGUUGGAGAACAUGGAAAAGAAUUUUUGCCUAGAUCAGGUUCAUUGCGAACUAAAACUUAGCGCCUGUGACUAAUUAUCUAAUGAUGCAAAUAUUAAGCGUAAGAAACCUCUUCUGGAGACAAGUCAGCCUCAACAAAGUAAAACUCUCAAAGUCAUUGGUGUUUGUGAUGCACAAUCAGAAUGGAAUAGUUUCCAAAAGUCUGCAGGAAGCAUGUGCUGAGAACCCUUGGAAGUUGGACAAAUUCCAAACGCCGUUGCUAUUUGUGAUGAAAUGUUCUGGUGACACACUUUUUUAAAAGAGAAGCUCAGCAAGGAAUAAAUGCAAAUAUUGGCUCUCACUAUUUUUCACACCCUUUGAAUCCUAUAUAUUGCUUCUGUUGCAUGCCAUUAAUUCUUUCCUGAAGAAAAUGUUUUUGGUUCCUUCUGUGAUCUUAGCAGUGUACCUUGGCCUGCUUUGCUCUUUUCAUCUUCUGAAGAAGCAAACUGUCUCAUCUGCUGUGCUGCAAUAUUUACAGAGAUCAAUGACUGUCUGAAAUUACAGCACAUUCCUAAAUCCUGUGACUAAAAUCCUAAGGAGGGGCUCGUCAUGGCGCCAUGGGUUGGCAGGUUUAGUUGUUAACGUUGACAAGCCAAGAUAUGAAGAUCAUUUGCCAGCUUCUUAGUAAUAAAGAUUUUUCCUUAUGAGCAAAUCAGAUCGCCUUGGUGAACUGAAGUGACGUGACAUAGAAUCAUAGAAUUGUGGAGCUGGAAGGGACCCCAAGGGCCAUCUAGUCCAACCCUCUGCAAUGCAGCCGUCUCAACUAGAUAAUACAUGGCAGAUGUAUUAUCCAACCUCUGCUUAGAAACCUCCAAGGAAGUAAUGUUCACCACCUCUCGUGGGAGCCCUCUUCACUGUUGAGCAGCUCUUACUGUCAGAAAGUUCCUCCUCCUCUUUAGUCAGAAUCUCUCUCCUCUUAUGUCCAACAUGCCCCUCCUCUACAUGCCCAACUCUCUCAACCACUCUGCGUAAGGCAUGGUUUCCAGACCCUUGAUCAUCUUGGUCCCCCCUUCCCCCCGCACACAUUCCAUAAUGUCAGUAUCCUCCUUACGUUGUGCUCAGAACUGGACACAGUACUCCAGGUGUGGUCUGACCAAAGCAGAAUAGAGCGGGACUAUUACUUCCCUUGAUCGGGACACUCUGCUUCUGUUGAUGCAACCUAGAAUAGCAUUAGCUUUUUUGCUGCUGCAUCACACUGUUGACUCAUGUUGAGCUUGUGGUCUACGAAGAUCCCUAGAUCCUUUUCACAUGUACUACUGGCAAUCCAAGUGUCCCUCACCUCAUAUUUGUGCACCUGGUUCUUGUCCUGCAUAAGUGUAGAACCUUAUGCAGUCCCUAUUGAAAUUCAUUUUGUCAGUUUGGGCCCCAUUCCCCAAUCUGUUAAGGUGAUGUUGAAUCCCAGUUCUAUCUUCAGCGCCAUUGGCUACCCAUCCCAGGGUGGUGUCAUCUGCAAAUUUGAUGAGCAUCCCCUCAAUACCUUCAUCCAAGUAAUGGCAGGAAGAAGUGAAUGGGGUGGAGAGAAGCUUAUUGGUCAUAAGGCAUUCAAAUAAAGGCUUUCCCAGUUGCCUAGGAACACCUAUUUCCAUGGACAUCUAUUGUUUAAAUUGGUGUGAUUCCCUCCCACCCACCCCCCUCGGCAACCUUCAGACUUAGUUUCAAAAAGCCCUGUGCAAUUUUUCUGAAGCAAAGUAGAGCAUUCUUAGUCUUUUUCAACAAUGAUAGAGAGAGCAGAACCCUUCCUGAUGCAGAAUGGGAGAAAAUAUUUUGUGUGUGUGUGUGUGUCUGUGUGUGUGUGUUUUUAAGGUAUCUGGAGAGUUUUAGAUUUGAAAGGGAAGGGGCAAGCCCAUUUCAUUAAGACUUGUUAUGAAUUGGGCUUGCAGGAUCAGGCCUUCCUUGAACCACUGUUCUGCCAGAUGAUGAGCAUCCUUAGGAUUCAUUAGCUACACUGGCGUCUCUGGGCUCCCUGGGCCCACAAAGAACAAAUCACAAGUGUCAAGAAAUUCAGCUGCUUUGUAACCAGUGAAUGGCAGGCAUUAGCAUCUCAGAGUAUUGGGCUCUUUUUCUUUGUUUAUCUUAUGUAGGGAAAUGUAUAGUUUGAUGAAGCCUGAAAAUGAUGGCUUUUAAAAAGGAAACUAUGUAAUUUGCUCUUUCAUUGAAUGUGGGAAAUGCUGGGCUUUCCUGUUGUAUUUGAGACUUGAACAAAUGACUCUUUAUUUUUUAUUAAUGUUUUUUUGUCUGUUCAGGGAAUAUGGGUAAAAUGGCUCACUGUUAAACAUUAUAAUGGCUCAGGGGUAACAGGGAAAGUAACUGUAUGUACACAUACAGUUUUGGACAAGCGUAUACACCAAAUUAUGGAACUCUGUGUUUCUAAUAAAAGAAUGUAAAUAUGCAAUUUUAUGAACAAUUAUAGAUUAAUAUAUUGCAACCAUUUGUAAAUACUUGGGAAAUGCCUGUAAAUAAUGUAAAUAUGUCAGAUUUGUAUGUUUGUGGGUGGGGUCAAUUUCUACUUUUUGCAAUUAAAUACAGCUGUUGAUGCACUUUCCCCCAUAUGGCUCUUUUUGUUUAUUAAAGACACAGUGUCACUAAAAGCCA
Podarcis raffonei (Aeolian wall lizard) is the source of this 6790-nucleotide messenger RNA. RefSeq names its product chromosome 6 C6orf89 homolog (gene C6H6orf89). NCBI's taxonomy places the organism in Eukaryota, Metazoa, Chordata, Lepidosauria, Squamata, Lacertidae. Bases 580 to 1551 code for a protein of 323 amino acids. The record is from RefSeq and is a predicted model, not a curated record. The transcript has 9 exons. Gene Ontology annotation, cellular component: Golgi membrane; nucleolus.